Dermacentor andersoni is the source of this 2259-nucleotide messenger RNA. RefSeq names its product sulfotransferase 2A8-like. Lineage: Eukaryota; Metazoa; Arthropoda; Arachnida; Ixodida; Ixodidae. Gene Ontology annotation, molecular function: sulfotransferase activity. The record is from RefSeq and is a predicted model, not a curated record.
AAGUGGUGCUGCAAUCUGUCGCUCGCCCUCCCCGCACUUUACCGCAAGGUCAACGAGCUGCCUAUUGCCACUCGAUGGUGGCGUCCCACUUGUACGCCGUCGGCUCUAUCUAGGCACCGGGAGCAAAAUAACACCGUGGCCUUGACGACAACCAAGAAAAUGGCUGCAGCCCGCCCGAAACCGUACUACCAGGUCAUCGACGGGGUACCCAGGUGCCCUUUCAUGACCCCAGAGUCCCUCAGGCAGGGCCUCGACUUCGUUGCUCGCAAGGGUGACCUGCUACAGGUUUCGUACCCUAGAAGCGGCACGCACUGGGUGCAGUACAUCACACAGUUGAUCCUCAAGGAGGGCGAGCCAGUCGACACGUACGAGCAGUUCAUGGAGGGCGCCGUGUUCAUCGAGUACUUCCUGGGUGCCCCCGACUGCAAGCAGAGCACCCCGAUGCGCACCCUGUGCACUCAUUUGCCAUUGAGCAAGGACGAGCUGAACCCAGAGGCCAAGUACAUAUACGUGGCUCGCAACCCGUGGGACGUCUGCGUGUCACUGUACCAUCACGAGAACAACUUGAGCUUCUUUCGCUUCGAAGAUGGCACAUUCGACGAUUUCCUGGAAGUUUUCUUGACAGGCGAACUCGGAUACGGUUUCUACUUCGACCACGUGACCGCCGGAUACGCUUUGAAGGAUGAGCCGAACGUGUUCUUCGUGACGUACGAGGAACUGACGAGGGACACGCGGCGUACUGCGAUUCGGUUGGCUCGUUUCAUCGGCGAGCGCUUCGGCGCAAUGCUGGAGGAAGAGGGCGAAGAAAGGCUGAGCCUAAUCCUGCAGAGGAGCAGCGCGAGGAGCAUGAAAGACAUUAUGAUAUUCAACCUGCGCGAAAGCGCCGACCCAGGAAUGCAGGAACGCUUGGACAAACUCAACCCGUCAUCCAAGGCGGCGCGCGAGGGCGACUCGAAGCGCCACGAAGUGCUCAGGCAGGCCAAGGUUGGAGGAUGGAGAGAGUACUUCUCGCCCGAGCAGCUGCGACGCAUGGAAGCCACAAUUGAGGAAACGACGCGAGGAUCUGACGUCAUUGAACUGUGGAGUGACGUGCGACGGGAAGCGCUGAGUUUGUGUGAACAGUCUGGGUAGACUCGACGCGCUCAGCCACGCCUUCCUUCACCGAGGACAAAACCGGCUGUAACGGCAAACAAGACCGGGGACCGUUAUCGGCCUCUUUAGUAGAUCGUUAAAACCAUGUCUCUCUCUGUGUUCACGCGAUGCGGUGUCACUCAUGUGGAGGCUAUGCCGGCCUCAGGAUCGGCUAAGAAAAAGGAGGAUGUGUUUAACGUUUAUCAGCCCUCAUUUGCUCGAAGCACGCGCACCAUCCGUUAUAACCUUUCUUUCUUUCAUUCCUUUGGAAGGCAGAAUGGGUAUGGGCAUUUAUAGGAGGUACGGCGCUACUUCGCUUUCCUUACCCUGCUACCAAAGGACGGCGCAUGCAGUCAGUGGACUCAAUCAAAUUGACACACGGCGUUUAUGACACAUCCGUGACAGUUGAAGCAGAACACCUAUUAUAGCUCGUAAGAAAACAACUGUCCCUUUCGACAGCGCGUUUUAUUGCUGUUAGCACGGGAGAUCGGUUCGUCCUCCAGGUUGGCUUCGUGAUCCUGACUUUUUUAAAAAGUAAGGGCCUGGACUCUAUAAGCUUUGAGUAGACUUGCCUGUUAUGUGGUUUGUGUCGUCCUCUUAUCGGCAUCGUAAACCAUCGUGCUCCUCCUUGCUUACCUCAGGAAAACGUCACUGCCUUUUUUAUCAUUAAACUUUCUCUCUCUCUCUGUCAAUACGAAGCAGAAUGAGAGAAACGUACCAACUGCGUACAACUGUUCUUUGUCCUUCAGCACUGCAAUUCACGCUAGAGGAUCCAGAAUAACGUUGCCGAUGUAGCUGACAUGUAGAAAUGCGUCUGUUUCAAAGCAUUCUGGAUACAUGCCCGAAUGCGAAAAUAGAUUUUUCUUUAGCAAGAGCUAUGCUAAAGCUGUACGGCAGGAGCGCCCGAGAACUCCUUUGAACUCCUUCGACUUUUUCUCGAGGGAGGUGCACUCUGAGUCACGCGGUCACAUUUUCAUUAAAAAAAGGAGGCAGCCGUAUACAUGUGCGCACGCCGUCUGUUCUGAUGUCAGUAAGGGAGAUGAUUUUGCGUGUUUCUUCUAUUAUGACCUCUUCACGCCACAAGCUUGACCUGCAUGCAUUUAUUCAAGAUUCCGCUAAGUUGCUUUA